AUGAGAAGUAAACAGAAAAAAACUGUUCAACCGGACAGCGACAGUGAUUCAAGUAUGAACGAGGAGGUUGAUAGCAAGCAACAAGAAUUGGAAACCGAUUCUGAUGAUGACCAGGAUGAGAUGGAGGAAAGCCAUAAUCAAGCUAUGACGGAUAGCUCCGACGAUAGUGGUGACGAUGAUGAAGAAAAACCUACAACAAGUAAAAAGUUAAAGAAGUCAAACGACGUCGAUGUUGAAAAUUCCAAUGAUGAGAACAACGAUGACGACAAUGAUGAGGAUGGUGACGAAGAUGAGGAUGACAACGAGCCCGAAGUAAGAAUGCCUGUUCUGAAUCCACUAAGCCUAAUGCGUAACAAGGAACAACGCAUGGCAUUGUUUCGAAAAAUGAAGAAGGAAAAACACAAGAAGAAAAUGCAAGAACGCAGAGCUAGACGUAAGGCUGGUGUACCGGCAAAUCCCGGUCACACUAUCGAAAGUUUAAGAGAAAAAGAUCAAACAACUGUAACGAAUCUCGACGAUUCGGACAAUGAAGAAUUGCGUAAAGAAUUGCAAUUGGACGAUUUCAGUUCGUAUUUUGAACGUUCUUACGAACCGAAAGUUCUCAUAACAUUUGCCGAUAAUCCGGUGACAAAAACACGUAAAUUUGGCCUGGAAUUGGGAAGAAUUUUCCCGAAUGCUCUAGUGAAAAUUCGUAACAAGUCAUCGGUGAAGAAUAUUUGCAAAUCAGCCAUACGAGAAGAGUAUACCGAUGUUGUCAUAAUUAACGAAGAUCGUCGCCAGCCAAACGGUUUGUUGGUAAUACAUUUGCCCAAUGGACCGACAGCUCACUUUAAAGUAUCCAAUGUAAAACUUACCUCAGAUAUGAAACGUGAUCACAAAGAAAUAACUAAACAUCGCCCAGAAGUUAUUCUGAAUAAUUUCACGACACGUUUGGGUUUGACAGUGGGUCGGAUGUUGGGUGCUCUGUUCCAUCAUGAUCCCGAAUUUAGAGGACGUCGUUCGGUUACGUUUCACAAUCAGCGCGAUUACAUAUUUUUCCGUCAUCAUCGUUAUGAAUUCACCAAGGAUGGCAAACGUGUAAAACUUCGUGAAUUAGGUCCACGUUUUACAUUGAAAUUAAGGUCUCUACAGGAGGGGACAUUCGAUAGUAAAACAGGUGAUUACGCUUGGAUUAUUACCAAUAAGAGACACGCCCUGGAAGCAUCGAGACGUCGUUUCCAUUUAUAGAUU
This is a messenger RNA of Musca vetustissima, 1230 nucleotides long. Its product is annotated as probable ribosome production factor 1. Gene Ontology annotation, biological process: maturation of LSU-rRNA; maturation of 5.8S rRNA. Gene Ontology annotation, cellular component: preribosome, large subunit precursor; nucleolus. The transcript has a single exon. Bases 1 to 1227 code for a protein of 408 amino acids. Gene Ontology annotation, molecular function: rRNA primary transcript binding. NCBI's taxonomy places the organism in Eukaryota, Metazoa, Arthropoda, Insecta, Diptera, Muscidae. The record is from RefSeq and is a predicted model, not a curated record.